Suillus paluster is the source of this 1205-nucleotide messenger RNA. RefSeq lists its product as uncharacterized. Gene Ontology annotation, molecular function: oxidoreductase activity. The record is from RefSeq and is a predicted model, not a curated record. Lineage: Eukaryota; Fungi; Basidiomycota; Agaricomycetes; Boletales; Suillaceae. The transcript is spliced from 5 exons. The coding region runs from base 231 to 1103 and encodes 290 amino acids.
AAUCAACUGAUCUUUCCUGAUUAUCGAGUUCCGCCGAAGUGACGUACCGUUCUGGCGCUCACGAGCUGCGGAUCUGUCAGCUCUCUGAUGCGGCGUUUCCAGUGAGAAGUCUUACAAAUAUUUCCAACUGGGGUACGAUUGUGAUAUGACUCUGGUCCCUGGCACACGAGAGAGUGGCAUAAAAGCGGCGACCAAGGCAGAGAGAACCAUCAUUUCGUGAACGAGUUGCAAUGUUCUCUCCCAAAGUCUGGUUCAUAACGGGGACGUCGUCAGGAUUCGGAAGAUGCAUGACAGAGUACGCCCUCAGCCAAGGAGAUAUCGUGGUAGCAACCCUCCGCAAACCAGAAGUCCUAUCCGAUCUCGCAGCUCGGUAUUCCGCAGACAAGCUCCUCGUACUCAAAGUCGACGUCACGAAGCAAGAAGACAUCGAUCAUGCGUUCGCUCGCACCCGUGAGGUGUUUGGACGGCUGGAUGUGGUUUUCAAUAAUGCGGGCUACGGGCUUUUCAUGGAGGCGGAAGGCACGCCUAUUGAUAAAGCGCGUGAGAUGUUCGAGACGAAUUUUUGGGGCUCGACGAAUGUUAGUCGUGCUGCGGUCAAGUUUUUUAGAGAGGUGAAUGAACCUGGGAAGGGGGGAAUACUUCUCCAAGUUAGUUCGGCUGUUGGCUUAAAUCCGCUUCCUGGAUUGAGUUAUUAUGCUGCGACUAAAAAUGCACUGGAGGGUUUCUCGGAGGGCCUAGCGAAAGAGUUGCCGCCUUCAUGGAACAUAAAGAUCUGCAUAAUCGGACCCGGUGCUUUCCAUACAAAUGGCAUCAACGGAGUGGUGUUACCGCAACAUCCAGUAUACGCUGACGAGUCCUUUGCGACUUCCGUGAUGCGUCGCACAAUAGACGGCGCUGUGUUGGAAGGAGAUGCGAAAAAGUUCGCGAGGACUGUUUAUCAAGUUGUGCAAGAGGAAAAGAUACCGCAGCGGUUGCCGAUGGGCUUGGAUGCGAUUGAGAUGCUGACGGCUAAGAUUGACAGUUUGAAGGCAACUGUGGCUGAGACUGCGGGGUGGUCGAAGGAUCUGAAGCGAGAGAGUGGAGGAGUGGGACCCAUCAUAUGAGCUACUCUCAUUGCAGUUGUGCGUGCGUUCGUGUUAUGUUGGCAUUGUAAUAUAGAUUUUGCGUCGAUGGUUAAUGAAACGUUUGCACGCAACAGUUAGUGU